Messenger RNA from Micropterus dolomieu (smallmouth bass), 2249 nucleotides. RefSeq names its product SH2 domain-containing protein 1A-like. Bases 1 to 405 code for a protein of 134 amino acids. The record is from RefSeq and is a predicted model, not a curated record. The transcript has 4 exons. Lineage: Eukaryota; Metazoa; Chordata; Actinopteri; Centrarchiformes; Centrarchidae.
AUGGGUACCUGCCACAGAGGCAACAUGGAGAAGGAGGGUACGCUCGUCCGUUCUAUUUACUACGGGAGGAUUGGAAGCAAGGCCACGGAGAGGCUGAUGGAGAUGUUUGGACAUGACGGCAGCUUUCUGCUGAGAGACAGCGAGACAGUGCAGGGGGCCUAUUGUCUGUGUGUGAGGAAAGCACCUUAUGUGCACACCUACAGGCUUGUACCGUCCACUGACGGCUGGUAUCUUCAGGAUUCAGCAGUCAGACCGCAGAGUUUUAGGACUCUGGAAACACUGAUAGAGAACUACAGAGAGGGUGCAGCCUCUGAUGACAUUAUAUCCCCCCUCACAGAUCCACUGAUCAAAACACAGCUACAAUACAUCAACUUGGGACAAGAGUUCGUCUACAUGGAAACAUGAAGCAGUAGCUGUGUCUGUUGAGGCCAGCUCUUUAACCUGGCAGACCAGCGUCAUCAAUCAGGUUGACAAACACGAUGACAGAAACAUGCACCACAUGGCACAUGACUUUAGUAGGCCAUCAGUUAAAAAAAUUUCAUUGGGUGUAUUAGUCAACAAGAUUAUGAAGAAGAGGCCACUGUAGAGUGUACAAAUGCCAAUAUUAAGUACAUAUAUUUCACUUCGUGCUCAAGAGAUCUUGAAAGUCAUUGUAAUGUUUUAAAUUUGUGAGCGUGGGAAUGUUUUUUUUUUUUUUUUAAAUAGAUGCCGUGCAAAUAUAUCACACACCAUCUCUGCUGCUACUGUGGUUUCCUUUGGGUAGACCUAUUUUCCUUCAGUGGUCCAUCACUGUGUGUAUUUGUGUGUUAUGAAGCCUGUGUUUGCCUGUCAAUGGAGAAAUAGGUUCCAUGCUAAUGGCCUCGAUCUUAAUUCUCUGGUCAUCUUUGACCUCAUCAUUACAUAGUUGUGGACAUAUGUUCUAUUGUUUUUGUUUCUACGAACAUGUCUUAUUGGGGAAGUCACUAGAGUACAGUGAUCUUUUUGAUCUGUGUGGUUUGUCACACAUUGUUUAUCUUAUGUGAAGCCACUGUUGUAAAAGGAUCAAAUAAAUGGAUCAAAAUGGUUACAAAAUAACUCAUCAUGAUGCCAGUUUGUUAAAAGUAUGAAUCAUCCUUUGUGAGGUCUGUCCGCAAGAGGACAACAGACAACUUUUAAAAUGUUUGUUUUCUAAAUGCCGUUCGGAUCAGGGCUAUGCAAUGCUAGCUUGUCUGAUAGUACAGUACAACGAUGGCUGGAAUCAAGUAACAGACCCAUUUUCUGGACAUACAAAGAAUUUAAACUUCCUCGCUUACUUUUCUCCAAGCAAAUUCCUGUUUUGUCCGGUCUCUGUAUAUGAAGUAGUUUCACAGAGCUCUGGGUGCCCAAUGACUGCUACAAUAACAACAGUGGAGCUGGGAAACUCGAUGGCUUGCUGCUGUAGACAGGUUGAGAAUUGCAAGUGAAGAUAAAUCAACUUUGUAAUCCCAAAAAUUUUAAUUAAAAAGUUGAUUUUAUAAAAUAAAUGAACUCUGAGCUCCUCUCGCCAGUAAACUGCACCAGAUCAGAGCAGAUUCCUGUGCGACUGUGGGAGUUUAUUUGUCCAGAAGAUCCUGUGCCACUCUCAGCUCUCUUCUCCAGAGCUUCCAGAGCACUCAGUAGCUGUCCCUCCACUCUGCCCAGUUUUCUCCACACAAGCCCUGCAAUACAUGCUCAAGUUGAAUAUUUUCAACUCACGUGAAUUUUGUGUAUUUGCACCAUUCGCAUCGCCCAAUUGACAUAAUUCGCUUUGCGCACAUAGUUAUAAUACAGGAAAUGCAGCAAUGCAGGAAAGACUGAUAAUCUACCGUGGGGUGGGCACACUUUAUUUAUUUAUUAAUUUUUGCAACACAAGGUUCUUCUUAUUCAUUCACAACAUUCUUAUGACAAGCUCUUCCUGAUCUCAAUCUGGUAUCAUGCAAAAAUAAAAUAUAGAUGUGUGUCUCAUACACUGUAUGUCUUGGAUGGCUCACCACUUGGUCAGGCUAUUUUUUGGCUUUAGCUUCACUAAGACCAGUGAUAGAGUCAAUCUAUUAGACUUCCUUCUAGAGUCCCUUGCUGAACUGUGAACAUGAAUGACUUUGUAGUGCACAUCAAAAUUACCACGUUUUGAUAAGGCACUUUUUGCGUACUUGAAAUCUGGGCUUGUAUUUUUUGAUCUGCAAAGUAUUCCAGUCAACAUAUUAUGUACAUAAUGCACUGUGAUAAAGCUAAUAAACAACUUUGGCCAGUGA